AUGGUAUCAACCAACACACUCAUGAAAAUAGCAAGUAUAGGAGGACUUGUAACCGGAUGUACAGGUUAUGCUUUUCAUUUUCGCGUGCAACAUAAUAUCAGAGAAAGCGAGACUUUUAAGAACGCGAUAAGUGCUUUACGUGCGCACAAAAAAGCUGUACCGUAUCUCGGAGAACCUUUACAACUGGGUCGCAUCAGAUACGGCAAUGAACAUCACCCAGACCAAGAACCGAGUUACACUUGGUUCAAGGUUUCGCUUACAGGUAGCAACACAAAGGGAUCGUUAUAUUACGAAGUAACGUUAGAUCGUGAAAACAAAACACCUGAGGUAUCUAAGAUUGAAGUCACAUUUGAUAACAUACCCGGAAAGACAUUUGUGCUUAGAGACAAUGUGAGUUAA
Messenger RNA from Pseudomyrmex gracilis, 399 nucleotides. RefSeq lists its product as uncharacterized. Bases 1 to 399 code for a protein of 132 amino acids. Gene Ontology annotation, cellular component: mitochondrial inner membrane. The record is from RefSeq and is a predicted model, not a curated record. Gene Ontology annotation, biological process: mitochondrial respiratory chain complex I assembly; mitochondrial respiratory chain complex IV assembly. The transcript has a single exon. Lineage: Eukaryota; Metazoa; Arthropoda; Insecta; Hymenoptera; Formicidae.